UCCCCUUUUCAUCAAUGUUGAACAAAACAAAACACAGUUCCAUUAACCAAAAACCUCAAAAACCCUGAAAUGGGUUAUCUAAGAAAAGCUUCAAAAACCCUAAACCAAUCAAAUUGCAUUUCACUCCUAUUCAAUUUCAAUUUCAAUUUGACACCAUUAACAAGUAGAAUAACACAUCAACGAUUUUCCUUAACUCGUGCACUUUUCUGUACCCAAUCACGUCAAAGUAGCACCAAGGAGAAAGCUGUUAUAGAUUUGAGUCAGUACCCUCCAGAGCUUGUGAGGAAUUUCUCGAUAAUUGCGCAUGUGGAUCAUGGAAAAUCUACUCUUGCUGAUCGGCUUUUGGAACUUACUGGGACUAUUAAGAAAGGACUUGGGCAGCCUCAGUAUCUUGAUAAAUUGCAGGUGGAGAGAGAAAGGGGGAUCACGGUUAAAGCUCAGACAGCAACAAUGUUCUAUAAGAACAUCAUAAAUGGUGUUGAUUCUAUUGAUGGAAAGGAAUCACCUAAUUAUUUGCUGAAUCUUAUCGACACUCCUGGACAUGUAGAUUUCAGUUAUGAAGUGUCAAGGUCACUAGCUGCUUGUCAAGGCGUGCUUUUGGUUGUUGAUGCAGCUCAAGGAGUUCAAGCACAAACCGUCGCUAACUUUUACCUUGCCUUUGAAUCUAACUUAUCAAUUAUACCUGUCAUAAACAAGAUAGAUCAGCCAACUGCUGAUCCCGACCGUGUUAAAUCGCAAUUGAAAUCGAUGUUUGAUCUUGACCCAGACGAUGCAUUGCUAACAUCGGCUAAAACUGGGAUGGGUCUUGAACAUGUUCUUCCAGCAGUCAUAGAGCGUAUACCUCCACCUCCUGGGAAGAGUGAUUCUCCUUUGCGUAUGCUUUUACUUGAUUCGUAUUUUGAUGAAUACAGAGGGGUGAUAUGCCAUGUUGCUGUCGUUGAUGGUGCCCUGCGCAAGGGGGAUAAGAUUUCUUCAGCGGCCACUGGUAAAUCAUACGAAGCUUUGGAUAUAGGCAUCAUGCAUCCUGAACUUACUCCUACCGGAAUCUUGUUUACUGGACAAGUCGGUUAUGUUAUAAGUGGCAUGCGGUCAACCAAAGAGGCACGUAUUGGAGAUACAAUUUACCAUUCACGAAGCACUGUGGAUAUAGAACCUCUUCCAGGCUUCAAAGCAGCAAAGCACAUGGUUUUUUCUGGUCUUUUUCCAGCGGAUGGAUCUGAUUUCGAACUACUCAACCAUGCAAUAGAGAAGCUUACUUGCAAUGAUGCCAGUGUCUCUGUCGCUAAAGAAACUAGCACUGCUCUAGGUCUAGGGUUCAGGUGUGGAUUUUUAGGCCUUCUCCACAUGGACGUUUUUCAUCAAAGGCUUGAACAGGAAUAUGGAGCCCAUAUCAUCUCAACCGUUCCUACUGUGCCUUAUAUAUACGAGUACGCUGAUGGAAGCAAAUUAGAAGUUCAGAAUCCCGCUGCAUUACCGUCUAAUCCCAAGCAACGAGUGGUAGCUUGUUGGGAACCCACAGUAAUAGCUACUAUAGUUAUUCCUAGUGAGUAUGUUGGAGCUGUUAUCACCCUUGUCUCCGAGCGUAGGGGUGAACAAUUAGAGUACUCGUUCAUUGACAGUCAACGAGUUUUCUUGAAGUAUCGUCUUCCUUUGAGGGAAAUUGUUAUCGACUUUUAUAAUGAAUUGAAGAGUAUAACAUCAGGCUAUGCAUCAUUUGAUUACGAAGACUCAGAUUAUCAGGCAUCUGAUCUGGUGAAACUCGAUAUUCUCUUGAAUGGACAACCAGUUGAUGCAAUGGCAACCAUCGUUCAUAACUCGAAAGCGUAUCGUGUUGGCCGUGAAUUAGUGGAGAAAUUGAAGAAAGUCAUAGACAGGCAAAUGUUCGAGAUAUCCGUACAAGCCGCCAUUGGGUCAAAAAUCAUAGCAAGAGAGACCAUUACAGCUAUGCGAAAAAAUGUUCUUGCCAAGUGUUAUGGCGGUGAUAUUACUCGAAAGAGGAAGCUUUUGGAGAAGCAAAAAGAAGGGAAAAAGCGAAUGAAACGUGUCGGUUCUGUUGAUAUACCACAAGAAGCAUUCCAUGAACUAUUGAAGGUUUCAUAGAAGUCGAUCGAAUAAAACCGUGCAUUAGAUAUUGGUUUUGUAACCUAUUGCUGUCAUAAGAAGGAAUAGUGAAAGCAAUUUACUUUGCUGCUUUCAUGGAAACUAGUAUACCUUUUCAAUUCUAUCUAAUUUAUUAGUGAAGAUGACAAUUUCUUACAAUUAAAUUCUUGUUCUUUCAUUUGUUGAUGUUCUUUGAUGGAAGAAAUUGAGUUUGAUUUCAUUUUGUAGUUCAUCCCUCAACCGUGAUCUUUUGUAAUAAACAUUUUGUUCUAACAAUUUCUAUUUAGUAAUUAUAGUCUAUACUGACUAGAGUAGUCGAGAAUAGCGGUGCAGAGCGGCCAACUUCAAAAAUAGGAUAUCAGGAUAGCAUAUAUCGGUAUGACCGCUCUAUUUGAUCACUUUUUAGACAAAUGAUAUGUAACAAUUAUAAACAUAUAAUUAAUGUGAACAAAUAAUUCAACUCAAAAUUUUCAUAUAUCAAGGUACACAUAGGAUUUUUGUGGAGUUGUCAUUAUCAAAGUAGUCAACUUGAAAUUGAUCCAUAACUCAUAAAAUUAU
This is a messenger RNA of Vicia villosa (hairy vetch), 2658 nucleotides long. Its product is annotated as translation factor GUF1 homolog, mitochondrial-like. Gene Ontology annotation, biological process: positive regulation of translation. The transcript has 11 exons. Gene Ontology annotation, molecular function: GTPase activity; GTP binding; mitochondrial ribosome binding. The coding region runs from base 70 to 2100 and encodes 676 amino acids. Gene Ontology annotation, cellular component: mitochondrion. NCBI's taxonomy places the organism in Eukaryota, Viridiplantae, Streptophyta, Magnoliopsida, Fabales, Fabaceae. The record is from RefSeq and is a predicted model, not a curated record.